Messenger RNA from Sinocyclocheilus grahami, 3490 nucleotides. Its product is annotated as adenylate cyclase type 2. Gene Ontology annotation, cellular component: plasma membrane. The coding region runs from base 160 to 3246 and encodes 1028 amino acids. The record is from RefSeq and is a predicted model, not a curated record. NCBI's taxonomy places the organism in Eukaryota, Metazoa, Chordata, Actinopteri, Cypriniformes, Cyprinidae. The transcript has 24 exons. Gene Ontology annotation, biological process: adenylate cyclase-inhibiting G protein-coupled receptor signaling pathway; cAMP biosynthetic process; adenylate cyclase-activating G protein-coupled receptor signaling pathway. Gene Ontology annotation, molecular function: adenylate cyclase activity.
UAAGAGCUUGCGCUCUGUCAAACAAACACUCGUGUUCUCCCCUCUUUCUCUCUCUCUCUCUCUCUCUCCCUCUCCGUCUCUCUCUCUCCUACUCUCACGUGCUCUCUUGUGAGUGUCUCAGUCGCUCUCUGCUGCUCAGUUCAUCAUGUUGGCUGGAGAAUGCUGCGUGCGGCAGCGCUCUCUCUCCUGCCCUGGCGCGGGUCGCAUCUGUCCCACCCGCCACAGCUGAGCACUCUCACGGAGGAGGACGAACCGGAACGGCAGCAGCAGGAGGAAGAGGACGAGGACGAAGGCUCCGGGGUCCAGCCGGACCCCAUGUUCCAACAGACGGCGUACCUGCUGGAGGGUCCGGAGGACAUGGUGGGGUCGUCCGGGGGGCUGAAGUCUCCAGACUGGGUGUACGAGUCCUACUACCGUAUGAGCCAGCAGCAUCCGCUCAUCGUGUUCCUGUUGCUCAUCGUCAUGGGAGCAUGCCUGGCUCUGCUUGCUGUUUUUUUUGCCACCGGACUGACCAUGGAGGAACACAUGGCCUUCAUCAUGACUGUGCCCACAACUCUGGCCAUUUUUCUCACCAUCUUCAUCCUCGUCUGCAUUGAGUCGGUCUUCAAAAGGCUUCUCCGCCUCUUCUCCCUGCUCAUCUGGGGCUGUCUGGUUGCCAUGGGUUACCUCUUCAUGUUCUUCGGUGGGAUCAUCUGUCCAUGGGACCAGGUGUCGUUUUUCCUGUUUAUUGUGUUUGUGGUGUACACCAUGCUGCCGUUCUCCAUGAGGGAUGCCGUAAUCGCUAGUGUCCUCACUUCAUCCUCCCACACACUUGUGCUCAGCAUCUGGCUCUCGAGCACUACCGAGCACAUGGAGGCCCUCGUCUGGCAGAUCCUGGCUAACAUCAUCAUCUUCAUCUGUGGAAAUGUGGCGGGAGCCUAUCACAAACACCUGAUGGAUCUGGCUCUCAAACAGACCUACCACGACACCUGCAACUGCAUCAAGUCUCCCAUCAAACUGGAAUUCGAGAAACAUCAGCAGGAGCGUCUUUUGCUGUCCCUGUUGCCCGCCCACAUUGCGAGGGUGAUGAAGGCAGAGAUCAUUCAGAGACUGAAGGGGCCUAACUUUGGCCAGGCGGAAAACACCAACAAUUUUCACAACCUCUAUGUACAGAGACACACCAAUGUAAGCAUUCUGUAUGCAGACAUUGUUGGAUUCACGCGUCUGGCCAGUGAUUGUUCGCCUGGAGAAUUGGUCUACAUGCUCAAUGAGCUUUUCGGCAAAUUUGACCAGAUAGCCAAGGAUAACGACUGCAUGCGGAUCAAGAUCCUGGGCGACUGCUAUUACUGUGUGUCAGGGCUGCCAGACCCUCUGACUGAUCACGCCAAGGACUGUGUGAAGAUGGGGCUGGACAUGUGUGAGGCCAUCAAGAAGGUGAGAGAUGCUACCGGAGUUGACAUUAGCAUGCGUGUUGGAGUGCACUCUGGGAAUGUUCUCUGCGGUGUGAUUGGCCUUCAGAAAUGGCAGUAUGAUGUUUGGUCACAUGACGUCACCCUGGCCAAUCACAUGGAGGCGGGGGGUGUACCUGGACGGGUUCACAUCUCUUCUGUGACACUGGAAAAUUUGAAAGGAGCUUAUCAAGUCGAGCCAGGCAACGGACAAAGCAGAGAUUCCUACCUGAAAGAGCACGGCAUCAUCACGUACCUAGUCAUCAACCCGAAGGCAGAAAAACGGAGUCCCCCACUACCUGCUCGGCUUCGUCCCACUCUGGAUGGGGCCAAGAUGAGGGCGUCUGUCCGCAUGACACAGUACCUCGAGUCCUGGGGAGCAGCCAAACCGUUUGCUAACCUCCACCAUCGAGACAGCAUGACCAACGAGAACGGCAAGAUCAACACACUCGAUGUGCCAUUAGGGCAGUACAGCUUUCAGCAAAGGUCUGAAAGAACAAAAUCGCAGAAAAAGAGAUUUGAAGAGGAGUUGAACGAAAGAAUCAUUCGCACUAUUGAUGGCAUUAACUCACAGAGACAGUGGCUGAAGUCGGAGGACAUUCAGAGGAUAUCUCUGUUCUUUCAUAAUAAGACACUCGAAAAAGAGUACAGAGCCACAACUCUGCCGGCCUUCAAGUACUACGUCACCUGUGCUUGUCUCAUUUUCUUCUGCAUCUUUAUAGUGCAGGUCUUAGUCUUGCCGAAAACCACCGUCCUUGGAGUUUCGUUCGGAAUGGCCUUCCUGCUGCUCGCCUUGAUCCUCGCCAUUUGUUUUGCUGGUCACAUACUGCAAUGGGGCAAAGCAGCCUCCUGCACAAUGCCCUGGCUCCCCAGCUCCACUAAAGUCAUCACCAACAAGCCCUGGAUACGACUUGCGCUCACCAUGGCAACCACUGCACUUAUCCUAGUCAUGGCCGUGUUCAACAUGUUCUUCUUAGGCCAAGAAAAGAUUAUCUCUACACGUCGGCCGUGGAAUGAAUAUUACUGUAGGUUAGACUUCCUGUGGAGGAACAAGUUUAAGAGGGAGUGUGAGGAGAUUGAGACCAUGGAGAACCUGAACCGGGUGCUUUUGGAGAAUGUACUUCCUGCCCAUGUGGCAGAACAUUUCCUGGGGCGAAACUGGAAAAAUGAGGAUCUUUACCAUCAGUCGUAUGAUCUUGUGUGUGUGAUGUUCGCCUCCAUCCCAGACUUCAAGGAAUUUUACACAGAAUCUGACGUUAAUAAGGAGGGAUUGGAGUGUCUCAGGCUCCUUAAUGAGAUUAUAGCUGAUUUUGAUGAGUUGCUGUCAAAACCCAAAUUCAGUGGUGUGGAGAAGAUCAAAACGAUUGGCAGCACAUACAUGGCUGCAACGGGGCUGAAUGUGACCCCUGGACUAGAGUACGCGCAGGACCACGACCGGCAGUACAUGCACAUUGGAACAAUGGUGGAGUUUGCAUUUGCUUUGGUGGGGAAGCUUGACGUCAUCAACAAACAUUCCUUUAAUGACUUCAAACUGCGAGUGGGAAUAAACCACGGCCCAGUAAUUGCAGGAGUAAUCGGAGCACAGAAACCACAGUAUGAUAUCUGGGGGAACACGGUGAAUGUAGCCAGUAGAAUGGAUAGCACAGGGGUGCUUGGGAAAAUACAGGUCACUGAGGAGACGAGUCGGAUCUUGCAGACGUUGGGCUACAUGUGUUCCUGUCGAGGGAUCAUCAACGUGAAGGGCAAAGGGGAUCUCAAAACCUUCUUCGUUCACACUGAGAUGACACGAUCCUUAUCACAAGGGAAUGUAAUGCCUUGAACCUCAGUCACACACCAGUCAGUCAUUGACCUGAUUAAAACAUGUACAGUUCAAUAUAGCGUUGGCCUACUGUAGUGGAGCUCUACAGCGUUCUGUUUGCACCACAUACACUAGAUUAUUUGCAUUGCUUUAUAAGUAAUGGAUGGCUCAGAGGCUCUGUGUAACCCAGACUUGUAAUUGUGUGUUGCUCAAUCCAUAAUUUAAAGCAGCUGAGAUUUUGUAAAAUAAAGACAAUUAACGAAGG